AUGGCGCAUUUAAGAGGGAACGACUGGAGAGGCUUAUCAGGUCUUCCAGGUCUUCCAGGAGACGACUGUGACCCCAUUCCAGGUCCGCCAGGCUUGCCAGGUCCUUCGGGGUUAAAGGGAGAUAGAGGCUUCGACGGCAGGGACGGACCUAAGGGAAAUCAGGGACUGCCAGGUCGCCCUGGUAUCGACGGCUUGCCAGGUCCCAUCGGCGACAAGGGCAGUUCAGGUCCGCCAGGUUUCCCAGGUCCCGCAGGACUUAAGGGGAGUAAGGGAGAACCAGGUUUCCCUGGGAUUAAGGGCGAGAGAGGAUUUAAUGGACAGGAUGGUCUCCCUGGCGCUCAGGGCGAAAAGGGCGACCAGGGCUUCCCCGGCGCCCCAGGCCAGCCCGGAAUCGACGGGCUGAAGGGCACGCAGGGCCUGCCCGGGCCGAGGGGCCCCGUGGGCGUGCCGGGCGUGACCAUGAAGGGCGAGAAGGGGCUGCCCGGCCUGCCUGGCAAGCCGGGGCGCAACGGCUUCGACGAGCCUGGCCCUAAGGGCGAGCUCGGCUUCCCUGGCCUUCCGGGGCAGAGGGGCGCGCCCGGCAACCCCGCGCCGCCGGGUCUGCCUGGGCCCAAGGGCGACAGGGGCUCCGAGGGGCAGCCGGGCCUGCCAGGGGCAGGACGGGCGGCCUGGGCCCGUGGGCGAGAAGGGCUUCCAAGGCCUGCCCGGGGAGAAGGGCCUGCCGGGCCCCCCCGGGCUGCCCGGCGCAGCUGGACUCAAGGGCGACGUAGGGCCCGUGGGGCCCCCGGGGCUGCCGUGCCCCCCGGGAGCCAAGGGCGAGAAGGGCAACAGCGGCCUGCCAGGCCUCCCGGGCGAGAAGGGCAUCCCCGGCCCAAGGGCUUCGCCGGCAUCCCCGGCCUCGUCGGCCGCCCAGGCGCCCCGGGCUCGAAGGGCGACCCCGGCCUGCCCGGACCCGCAGGGCGCCCCGGCAUCCCGGGAACCAAGGGCCAGAGGGGCCUGCCGGGCCCCCAGGGCCCCAUCGGCCCCGUCGGGCCCAUCGGCAGCCCGGGCAUGGACGGCAUGCCCGGCGAGAAGGGCCAGCGCGGCUCGACCGGCCUGCCCGGGCCCGAGGGACCCAGGGGCAUGAAGGGAGACAGGGGCUUCGACGGCGCCCCCGGACUGCCGGGCACGCGAGGCUUCGAACGGCAACAAGGGAGAGCCAGGGAGAGCCUGCUCGGAACAAGAACAGUAUUUCUCUGGCACUCUGAUCGUCAGGCACUCUCAGACGUCGAUAGUGCCAAGCUAUAUCUGGUAUCUUAA
Molecule: messenger RNA, 1299 nt
Organism: Penaeus indicus
Lineage: Eukaryota; Metazoa; Arthropoda; Malacostraca; Decapoda; Penaeidae
Product: collagen alpha-1(I) chain-like
Source: RefSeq, a predicted model, not a curated record